AUGCGCUGGUCAAAAUACUCAUUAAUUACCUCUGUAGUGGCAAUUGUUGCCGCUGCUACUGAGUAUAAUGGCCUCUCUCGCCGCCCAUCGAAUGGAGAUAUUCGAUGGGACCUAGACGCCGACAAAAUUGAGGCUCUUUCUGUGAAAAUGAUACAGGAGGAAGUCGAUUUUGUCAAGUCUAUGCUUGCAGUGGAGAAUCCGACUGUUGAUAAUGUCUUGAUCCCAACCAUCGACAGGGACAAUCAUUUGUCGUCGAAGAUCAACGAGAUCGACUUUUACCAAUACAUUGCAAAUGACGAAGUUACCCGCACGGUAGCUUCUCAAUUCAAACAAAAAUUGAAGAAAAGUGACCUUGAAUUCGGCGUGACAGAAGAUCUCAAUAAGCCGUAUCGAGUAUUGUUGGAAAAACUCAGAAGCGGUGAAGAGCCUGCAACUGACCCAGAGUACAUGAAAUACUUGGAGGACAUGAUGAAAGACGCCAACCGCACGGCUAUGUCGGUCGAGGAUUUCUCGCUUGCAGCUAAUAUUCUGGACGAAAUCGAUGCCUUAGAAAUUGAGUUCAACAAAAACGUCAAUAAUUUGCAAGGCGACAUCAUUCUCAGCGCCAAAGAGCUUGAGGGGGUACCUCAAAGUUCCAUUGACGUAUUCCAGAAGGCUUAUGAUGAACAUUAUCGAGUUAAGUUGGAUGCGUCGCAGAUCUUUCAAAUUCUCAGAUAUGCUCGGAACAAUACCGUACGGAAGACAGUCAGUCUUGCUUUUUACGAUCAAGCACCCGAAAACGAAGAAGUUUUGAAGAAGAUAGUCAAGUUGAGAUAUGAGCAUGCCAAGUUGUACGGCUAUAACACCCAUGCUGAAUACGUGCUUAGAAACCGUAUGGCAAAAACACAGAAGACCGUUAUCGACUUCAUGUAUGACGUCGAGGACAAGAUCAAGCCGGUAGCCGAAAAAGAAAUUGCCCAUUUGCUUGAACUCAAAAACGCAGACUUACGCGAACAGGGUUUACCCGAAGAGCCUGAGUUAUACAAUUGGGACUACGACUACUACCACACCGCAAUGUUGCAAAAGGAGUUUCAAGUAGACCAAGUCGCACUAGCAGAAUACUUCCCAACGAAGAAAAUUGUUCCCAAGCUUCUCCGUCUCUUUGAGAAAUUGUACGACGUCGCUGUUGUUCAACUCACUCCGGAAUUCGACGAUGCAUGGCAUCCAGAUGUGAUGCAAUUUGCCGUGUAUCAAUACAAUCGGAAACCAAAAAAUGGACAAUCUAAAAGAGAAGAAACUGAGGACAUGAGUGACUUUCCUUCAGAAAUCACUCUUCUGUACGAAACCCAUCCCUUAGAUCCUAAUGCUGGGAAGGAAUAUGAUCACGACGACGAAGACAGCGAUGGCGAUGAAGAUGACGAACAGGUAAAUGUAUAUGAUGAAAAUUACCAGGGCACUGGUAAGGCGACGGAUCCGACCUUCAUGGGCUACUUGUGUCUUGACAUCUACGCCCGCGAGAACAAAUUCUCCCAAGCUGCUGCUCUUGAAAUCGGAGCAGCUUUCCAAUCCUUGAAGGGGAAUAGAGUUCCAGCUUAUGUGAGUGUUCUCUGUAGUGUCCCACCCGAGCUUGAAAACUCGCCUUCUUUGAUCACACCACAGCUGAUGAGCAUGCUAUUCCACGAACUUGGCCAUGGGUUCCACAUUCUUCUUUCAAAAACAAAAACUGUGAAAUACUCGGGCUCUCACGUCCCAGUGGACUUUAUCGAGUGUCCCUCUCAGGUGCUUGAGGGUUUCAUGUCUUCCCCAAAGGUGCUCAAGUCGAUCUCUCAUCACUACAAAGAUGCCAGUAAAAUCCCAGAUGAAAUGGUCGAAAACUUCAGCAGAUCGUUAAAUGUUAAUGCUGCCUCGAAUGCAUUACGUCAAUUGUAUGCCGCCAACUUCGAUAUGGAAAUCCAUAUUCCUGAGAACCAACAGGAAUUGGACGAUCUCGAUAUCAAAAGUGCUUGGAAUCUGUUAGAAAAAGAUGUCUCUUUGAUUGGAAAUGGUGACACGUGGAAUAAUGGCUUCAGUCAGUUCACACAUAUGGUUCAGGGCUACGACGCUGGGUACUACAGCUACAUUUGGUCUCUGGUCUACGCUCGUGAUAUUUUCAAAACAUUAUUUGACGGUGUCGAGAAUAUCAAGGAGAAUGGUGUGAAAUUGAGAGAUAUCGUUUUGAAGAACGGUGGUCUUGAAAAUCCAAUGGUAUACCUCACUGAGCUUUUGGGCAGGGCUCCCUCUUCGGACGCAUUUUUGGCGCUGAUUACCCAAAGAUCUUCUAUAAAUGCUUCUGGAUUUUCUUCUGGCGAUCAAGUGGUCAACACUUUUUGA
Molecule: messenger RNA, 2349 nt
Organism: Australozyma saopauloensis
Lineage: Eukaryota; Fungi; Ascomycota; Pichiomycetes; Serinales; Metschnikowiaceae
Gene: PRD1
Product: metalloendopeptidase
Exons: 1
Coding region: 1-2349 (782 amino acids)
Biological process (GO): peptide metabolic process; proteolysis
Cellular component (GO): mitochondrial intermembrane space
Molecular function (GO): metalloendopeptidase activity
Source: RefSeq, a predicted model, not a curated record